CUGUGCCAAACAAACAUCAUAUUUUUUCCCGCCAUUUAUCGCUCUCGUUCAAGCAAAAAUGGCUGCUGACAAACCAAACCCUAUCCAAGCUUUGAUCCAAACUGUCGAAAGAUUCUCGAGUUGUAUCCAAACCCACCUCGCCAAUUUCACCAGACAGGCCCAUCGUUCAUCACCCACCAAGAUAAACCCUCUCAUCUCUCUUUCAUCAUCCAUAGACGCCGACUCCCCUGCCACGGCAACGCAUCUUCUCAUCAAGAAGCCAUCUGCGCCGGUGACUAAAGAAGAACUUGGAAGAGCUACUUGGACUUUUCUUCACACUCUUGCUGCCCAAUAUCCUGAAAAUCCAACGAGGCAGCAAAAGAAGGAUGUAAAAGAGCUGAUGUCAAUAUUAUCCAGAAUGUACCCCUGCAAGGAAUGUGCAGAUCAUUUUAAAGAAGUUUUGAGAGCGAACCCUGUAAUGGCUGGAUCUCAUGACGAGUUUUCUCAGUGGCUCUGUCACGUACACAAUGUUGUUAACAGAAGCCUCGGAAAAUUGAUAUUCCCGUGUGAGCGAGUGGAUGCAAGGUGGGGCAAGCUAGAUUGCGAGCAGCGUGCCUGUGAUUUGCAAGGAACUACGACAAAGCAUUUUGAUCUCUGACUACAUAGACAUAUUGGAAGAGCACUAUCCACCUGAACCCUGUGUUUUUAUUUAUUUAUUUGUUUCGUGGUAUCAGGUCAAUGACUGCGGUGCAAUGAAGGGGUGGUAGAGGUCUAUCAAUUUGGAUGAUUAAUGGUGGUUGGAAAAAAAUUAAACAGCCAAAACACGAACUCUACAAAUAACUGCAUCGUUGUAGC
Hibiscus syriacus is the source of this 834-nucleotide messenger RNA. Its product is annotated as FAD-linked sulfhydryl oxidase ERV1-like. NCBI's taxonomy places the organism in Eukaryota, Viridiplantae, Streptophyta, Magnoliopsida, Malvales, Malvaceae. The record is from RefSeq and is a predicted model, not a curated record. Bases 59 to 637 code for a protein of 192 amino acids. Gene Ontology annotation, molecular function: flavin-dependent sulfhydryl oxidase activity; flavin adenine dinucleotide binding. The transcript has 6 exons. Gene Ontology annotation, cellular component: mitochondrion.